AUGUCCUCCACCGUGAACAACGGGGCGACCGGCAUGCCGUCCCCGCCCGACGCGGCGAACGGCUUCCCGCAGCCGGGCGCCUCGUCAGGGGCCUGGCCGCGGGCCGAGGAGGAGCUGCGCGCCACGGAGCCGGGCCUGGUGAAGCGCGCGCACCGCGAGAUCCUGGACCACGAGCGCAAGCGGCGGGUAGAGCUCAAGUGCAUGGAGCUUCAGGAGAUGAUGGAGGAGCAGGGGUACUCAGAGGAGGAGACCCGGCAGAAGGUCAGGACUUUCCGGCAGAUGCUGAUGGAGAAGGAGGGAAUGCUCACCAGGGACGACCGGCCUGGGGGCCACAUCGUGGCGGAGACCCCGCGGCUGAUCGAGGGCGCCGAGCCGGGCCUGGAGUACGCGCCCUUCGACGAGGACGACGGCCCGGUGGACUGCGACUGCCCGGCCGCCUGCUACCGCGGGCACCGGGGGUACAGGACCAAGCACUGGUCCAGCAGCUCGGCGUCGCCCCCUCCCAAGAAGAAGAAGAAAAAGAAAGGCGGCCACCGGAGAAGCCGCAAAAAGAGAAGACUAGACUCCGAGUGCAGCUGCGGGAGCUCCUCACCUCUGCGCAAGAAGAAAAAGAGUGUGAAGAAACACCGCCGAGACAGGUCUGAUUCUGGGUCGCGGAGGAAGAGACGGCACAGAUCUCGAAGCCCCAAGAGCAAAAGAAAAGAAAAGAACAAAGAGAGGAAGAGGCCACAUGCGGAGUCCCCAGGCCGGAGGUCCCGUCGCCGCAGCAGCGGCAGCUCCCACAGUCCCUCACUGUCCUCCCGUUACAGUGAUUCCAGGCCACCCAGCAGGCAGAGCCCCAAGCACCGAGACGACGGGCGCAAGACGGGCAGCCAGCGGUCCAGCGGGAGCCGGUCACCUUCCCCGUCCGGCGGCAGCGGAUGGGGGUCGCCCCAGCAGAACGGCGGAAGCAGGCAGCGGAGCGGAGCGCACGGGGGCCGCCCGGGCUCGGCGCACAGCCCGCUCGAUAAGCCCAGCUCGCCCUCGCCCAGGGCCCGCGACCAGGCGGAGGCCGGCGCAGCCACGCCGCCCGCGCGGGGGAAGGAGAGCCCGAGCCCGCGCUCGGCGCCGUCGUCGCAGGGCAGAGGAGGCCGCGCGGCUGGCGGGGCGGCCAGGCGGCGGCGGCGGCGGCGGCGACGACGGCGGCGGCGGCGCUCGCGGUCCUCGGCGUCCGCGCCCCGCCGCAGGGGCCGCCGGCGCGCCCGGCCCGCGCCGCCCCGGGGCUCGUCGCGCUCGCUCAGCAGGGCCCGCUCCAGCAGCGACUCGGGCGGCGGCGCCCCCGGCCCCGGGCCCGAGCCCGGCUCCGAACGAGGCCACGGCGGGCACGGCAGACGGGCCAAGGAGCGGCCCCCGCGCGCCCGGCCCGCCAGCCCCUCCCCGUCCCCGGGCGCGCACGGCAGGCACGGCGGCCCGGAGGGGAAGAGCUCGUCGCGCAGCCCGGGCCCGCACACGCGCUCGUGGAGCUCCAGCCGCUCGCCCUCCAAAUCCCGCUCGCGCUCGGCGGAGAAGAGGGCCCGCAGCCCCAGCCGCUCGCCGUCGCCCAAGAAAACCCUGGGCCGGGACAAGGACGGCGAGGGCCGCGCGAGGCACGCCGAGGCCGAGGCCGCCCGCGCCCGGCGCCGCUCCCGCAGCUACUCGCCCAUCCGCAAGCGGCGCCGGGACUCGCCCAGCUUCAUGGAGCCGCGGCGCAUCACCAGUGCCCGAAAGCGUCCCAUCCCCUACUACCGGCCCAGCCCCUCAUCCUCCUCCAGCUGCCUGAGCAGCGACUACUCAAGCCGGAGCCCCAGCCGCAGCCCCAGCCCCGGCCACAGCCACGGAAGCUACAGCAGCCGCAGUCGGACCCGCAGCCGCACGCGCAGCCCCUCCCGGACCCCCAGUCCCAGCUACCACAGCCGGAGCAGCUCAGAGAGCGGGGGCUUCUGAGCCCAGCAGACCCAGCUUCGUGCCCCCUGGCACAGGGAGAGGCAAGGGCUCAGGCCCCAGGAGCCACAGGGGGCCUGCACCCCACUACUACAAAGAGGUCCCGGGUCCAGGGAAGACCUUGAGGGUG
Molecule: messenger RNA, 2089 nt
Organism: Hippopotamus amphibius kiboko
Lineage: Eukaryota; Metazoa; Chordata; Mammalia; Artiodactyla; Hippopotamidae
Gene: SRRM3
Product: serine/arginine repetitive matrix 3
Exons: 14
Coding region: 1-1962 (653 amino acids)
Molecular function (GO): mRNA binding
Source: RefSeq, a predicted model, not a curated record